GAUGCGUGCACAGACUUAAUUAUUUCCUUGUUACAAGACAAACAAAACAGUUACACGCAACAACCUGGUAAUAGAAUGCACCUAUAAUAAAAGGAAGAAAGAAGAAGAAGAAAAAACCGGCAAUAAUCCUGUUACAAAUCACCUCCAUGGACGCAAUCUGACAGAUGGGGAGACUGACCAAUCGACGAUUGCGUGGGCGGGGUCAGUCAAGAAUCAGCCAAUCUAAACAUCGUAAACAUCGAAGCGAAUACACCCGUCAAAGAACAGCUAUAUUGUAGGAGAGCGAUGUCGCAUUCAAUGUUGCUUCGUGUAACGAUCGCCGCAGCAGCUCGUCCUCAGUAUUGACUCGGUGACCCACAUUUUUCACCAGAGAUGUGGUUACGUGUUGCGAGCGCGUGUACAGCGAUACCUCCUUUCUUUACGUCAAAAACAGACGAGUCCUGGAGCUAACUCGCGGUUCACGGGGACGUUGAGCCUAUAGCAAAAACUUCUGCGAGGACUUUUUUUUUUUCCUGAGUUUUUAAAAUCCCACGCAACAACGGCAAAAAGAAAGAAGAAAACGCCAUAAUGGAGAUUCCCGAAGAAGCAGCGACGGCAGGCGACAGCGUGGUCGACUUCUCCCAUCUGAGCCUGAGCACGUUCAGCGUUGACAGUAUCAGCGACGAGAGGAAGCGAGACACCAGGCAGCUCUACUUGAACUACAACCGACUCGGCUCGCUGCCCUCGUCGGUCAGCCUUUUCUGCAACCUCGAGUUUUUGGACAUCAGCAACAACGGACUGUCGGCCAUCUGCGAGGGCGUGACGCGGCUGGCCAGGCUGAAAACACUCAUCGCCAAGAACAACCGCCUGGACGAGUUUUCGCUGCCCAAAGACUUCGGCUCUCUGCAGCUGGAGGUGUUGAACUUCAGUGGGAACCGAUUUCUGGAGAUCCCGCUGCAGUGCAUGAAGCUGCUCCGCCUGCAGUCGCUCUCCCUCGGUGGGAACAGACUGACGAGCAUACCCGCAGAGAUCGAGAACCUAACCAGUCUGGAGCUGUUGUAUCUGGGUGGGAACUUCAUUACAGCCAUUCCUCCAGAGGUGGCUAACCUGCCCUGGCUCAGCUACCUGGUCCUAUGUGACAACCGCAUCCAAAGUGUCCCCCUGCAGCUCACCAGGCUCCACUCGCUGCGAUCUUUAAGUCUCCACAACAACUUGCUCACUUACCUGCCGAGAGAGAUCCUCGGCCUGGUGCACCUGCAAGAGCUCAGUCUCCGCGGCAACCCACUGGUGGUGCGCUUUGUCAAGGAGAUGACCUACGACCCUCCGUCACUGCUGGAGUUGGCAGGACGUACCGUCAAGAGCCGAAAUAUACCCUACUACCCCAGCGAGCUGCCUUCAAACCUGCUGCACUACUUGGACUUGGCCUGCAAGUGCCCCAAUGCCAAGUGUGCCGGCGUCUACUUUGAUUCAUGUGUGCGCCAGAUCAAAUUUGUGGACUUCUGUGGAAAGUACCGACUGCCCCUCAUGCACUACCUGUGCUCCCCAGAGUGCACCUCUCCCUGCAGCUCCAACCCCCAGAGCGACGCGGAGUCGGAGGACGAGAGCAGCGUGCCCGCCUACCGCCUGCAGAGGGUGCUUCUGGGAUAGUGCACCACGGAGGAGGAGCCUCUGACCCCCUGGAUAGGCCCCGCCCUCUCAGUCUAUCACUGUGCUCGACAUUUAUACAGAGAGGAACUUUGCUGUCGGACUUGACUUGACAUAAACGCGCGUACUCGCAUCCAAACACAAGCGGUAACGCUGUGUCACUGUUUGCCUGCGGAGCUGUGUGUAGACAUGUAGCCGUGUAAACCCACAGUCUGUCAGUCAGGACUCCAUCGAUGUGCCGGUCUCAUGGUCGAGCAUAAGACCGGCCGGUUCUUUUCCAUUCAGGGCAGCAUUCUUCAUUUUUCCAUACAACACUUGGUGCUUUUUAGUAGAAACCGCACGUUAUUCUGCAUUUUCUGCAAGUUUGGAUAGGAACACUUUAUUUUUUGUCCGGCUACUGGUGCCAGCUGUCAUUUAAAUUUCUUCUCACUGGGUGAGCACCAAAGCUGGGAUUUAAAAAAAAAGUAUAUCCACGUCAACUUUGACAUUAGUUUAACACGACAGUAUUCUAAAUUGUUUGAGUACGAUGUGUGAGAUGGCCUUAUUUACACUGUGGGCAACACACACAAUAAUAAAAGAUCCAGGUGUAUCUGUUUUUUUUUUUUUUGUCAGCGCCAUCGUCCUGGUCAUUCAGAUGUGAAAACUAAACCAAUCUAGAAUAUGGGUUAUGUGAGUAUGUGGAAGAAGGCUUGUCCAAGCCUGCUCACAGGAAGUGGAUGUGGGUUGGACCAGGGAAAACCCUUCACUGUGUUAGCGCAGAAACAAUAGCUAUUCAGCAAAGCACAGGGGCGGCCUUCAUGUUUACGUUCAGGGCUGUUAGUGUUCUCUGAAAUAUAGAUGUGUGUGUGUGUGUGUGUGUGAGUGAGAGAGAGAAUGGAGACAAAAGCCUGAUUUUUCUUUUCUUCUUUUUAUGGGAAUUAAUCCUUUUUUGAGACAGAAACCAAUAUUUCUGGCUGGAAGUGGCUGUUUCUGCUCCUGGUUACAUCUCGUCUUCCUACUUGUAUGGAAAGCUGGGAGAUGUUCUUGCCUCCCAGACGGGUUGUGUCCUCAAGUGAGGAAGAAAGAAAACUCCCCCCCCGGCUUCAUAGUAGACCCUGAUGUUUAGAAAACAGAAGAAUGCUCCUCUAUGUUACAGUAACACUUAUACUAGAACUUUAAAGUGCCUUACUAAUAGUGACUUCUACCACAGUGAAAUGUGAUAUAGGUCUACGCACCCUGAAAUGUGACAAGAUUAAACAUUAUGAUGAUUUUUUUUUUGAGUGAGUUUUAUACUCAACCUCUUAACAACAUUUCAAGCUACUUUUGUUUUUUAUAACAAUACGAAAUACUUUUAUAUAAAUCCUUUUCUCAAACGUUAAAACACUACAUAUUUAAAUGACCAGCAGAAUAGAUGGCACUUGAAGAGAAUAUAUAAUAAGAUGUAUAAAUUGUAUUUACUUGUACCCCAUUCGGAUAAUGUAAGUACAGACUGUACGGUAUAUAAUGCCAAUAAUAAAGACUGAUUGUAAUAACUUUAAA
This is a messenger RNA of Cyclopterus lumpus (lumpfish), 3141 nucleotides long. RefSeq names its product leucine-rich repeat-containing protein 58-like. Bases 568 to 1626 code for a protein of 352 amino acids. The transcript has 4 exons. Lineage: Eukaryota; Metazoa; Chordata; Actinopteri; Perciformes; Cyclopteridae. Gene Ontology annotation, molecular function: protein binding. The record is from RefSeq and is a predicted model, not a curated record.